This is a messenger RNA of Oreochromis aureus, 4260 nucleotides long. RefSeq names its product protein tyrosine phosphatase 4A2b (gene ptp4a2b). Lineage: Eukaryota; Metazoa; Chordata; Actinopteri; Cichliformes; Cichlidae. Gene Ontology annotation, biological process: protein dephosphorylation. Gene Ontology annotation, molecular function: protein tyrosine phosphatase activity. Gene Ontology annotation, cellular component: nucleus. The transcript has 7 exons. Bases 439 to 963 code for a protein of 174 amino acids. The record is from RefSeq and is a predicted model, not a curated record.
AGGCUCCUCCCCGACAACAGUUCCCGACCUCCGACGAGAUCUCAGGCUGCCACACUAAAGAGGAACAAAAAGGCGAUCUGACAGCGCUUUCUGCACUCCCUCUACUUUCUCCGGGGUAGUCACGGGAUUUCAAUGUUCAGCUUGGUCUUUGGUUUCUGUGUUGACUUGAGCCGUACCUAUAUGGCGUGUGUGAGCGGAGAGUUCUGCCAGGCACAGCACCUCACCUCUGUGGAGAAGUGAAUCGGCCGCCCCCCGAGGGACUACGCUACCCAGAAACCCCCCUGACUGCCAGCGCACUAGGAACUGCUGACUUUUCCCAAAGGCCCCCUGGGAUAUUGCGUAGCCCUUGGCCUGAUUGCUCUGCCCUGUCCCAACCGAUACGAAAACCUUUGCUUUCUACUUUCUUCUUGAACAGCCAAUCACAAACAGCUCUCCUGAAUGGGCCGUCUCGCCAACAUGAACCGCCCCGCUGCAGUUGAGAUUGUCUACGAGUGCAUGAGGUUCCUCAUCACCCACAACCCCACCAAUGCCACACUUAACAAGUUCACUGAGGAACUGAAAAAAUUUGAGGUGAACACUCUGGUGAGAGUUUGCGAUGCCACCUACGAUAAGGCUCCAGUAGAGAAAGAGGGGAUACAGGUCUUGGACUGGCCUUUUGAUGAUGGUGCCCCUCCUCCCACCCAGAUCGUGGAUAACUGGCUCAAGUUGCUCAACACCAAAUUUCGAGAGCAACCCGGCUGCUGCAUCGCCGUACACUGUGUGGCGGGCCUCGGACGAGCUCCAGUCUUGGUGGCCUUAGCCCUCAUUGAGUGUGGGAUGAAGUAUGAGGAUGCUGUGCAGUUCAUAAGACAGAAGAGACGUGGAGCCUUCAACUCCAAACAGCUUCUUUACCUCGAGAAAUACAGACCCAAAAUGCGUCUGCGGUUCAAGGAUACCAACGGCCACAACUGCUGCGUGCAGUAGGCUGCCUGUCAGUGCGUCUUUCUUAUGCACAUCUAGUGGGGAAUCUUCCGAUAACGGGAGAGAUUUAAAAAGAAAAAACAAAACAAAACACGGAGAGUGCUAUCAGUAAUUAUUGUGAUGAUUUGUUAACACUGAGUCAUGGUUAAUUGAGAAGGAAGCGAGUGAUCAAAUGAAUGAAUCCAGAUCUGGGGAUCCACCAGCCGAACCAAUGAAUGGAAGGUUAAAGCACACAGAUAGGCCCGCCACCCGGUUUAUACUGUUCAACCACGGGCCAGAAUUUUUCAACUUGAGUCCAUCCUGUUUGUUACGGGGUUUUUAUUUUACUUUUUCUUUUUUUUCUUCUUUUUUUUUUUUGUUCCAGUUUUAAUCAUGGGAUAACAGUUUCCAUUUUUUGUGAAUGUUUAUUUUUACACAAACGUGGUGAUGAAAUUAUAUAUUCUCAUUUUGAUUUCCACUAAUUAUUGAUAUUUUAUAAUUGGGCCAGAACGACAUACUUCUUUUUUUUUUUUUUUUAAACACACAUUGUGACUGUCUUUUUUGCACAAAACUCAAAGGUUCACCUGAAAAAUGCAGUAAUGUUUUUUCUUCUUCUUACCCUUCACUUGCUUAAUGUCACUUUCAGUUUAGGGGGUCACUGAGUUUGAAUAUGUCUGUAAUAUUUAUUCACAAGAUAUAUGUGUGGCAGUUAAGAGUUUGGCAGGGGCAAGGACACUUUGUCAUCCAAUAGUUUUAGUUUUAUCUGUUUGAGAGCCAUGUCUUUUCCUCUUUUUCUUCUUUUUUUCUUUUUUUUUUGUCUUUUUUUUUUUUUUUUUGUUUCUUUAAAUCUUGUUGGAGUGCAAUAAUCAGUCCACCUCAGAUAUGUCCGCCAAACCCUGCUGAGUGUCCUACGCACACAUACACACAAACUUCAGAUUAUCAUCCAGGCCGUUUAAAAAAACAAAAAACAAAAAAAACAAAAAAAAUACAACAACAAAAAACAAAAAUGUAACUACAACAGGUACUUGUAAUUUCAUUCUCUCUCCCUUCUGGGGCUACAAUAGGACUUUUUCCAGAUAUGCAUAUUUAAACUCUUACACAGAGCCUAAGAUUCAAUCUGAAAGUCAAGCUGGAGAAGGAUGAAAGUGGUCAGUUUUUUUAUCAUUGUACCCAUUUUGAAAACAUCCCCAAUUCAUAUUGGUUCUUUAAAGAUAAAUAAAUUCAAAUAAAAAGCAAACUUGUCUCCUUUUUCCCCCCCCCAAGAUUUGCAGUUGUCACAAUCUGAGUGGGCACGGGCGUGUUGUGUAGUGAAAUGGGUGUUUCGUAUGGUGCUUAGGGCAGAUAAGAAGUCCCUGCCUAAAUGCCACUGUCCUAAAAUUUCACUUCAACCAGAGGAGCUUACAAGAGAUCCAUCUAAAAGGAAACCAUGGGAAUGCAUGGUUUCCUUUGUUUGGAGCAGUGAAGUCUAAUUUCACCUCUUGGGCCACAUGCAGCGUACUUUGAGCUUAAAUGGGAAGUCGGUGUAAAGACAUUUCACCUACACAAUCCCUGAGAUAUCUUUAUAUAGUAUGCAUUUAAAAAAACAAAAAAAAAUAAAUCUUUAUUAGUAAGUUACUUUGUUCUUUAGAAGUAGGGAAAGCUGGAAAAUGUAUGAGGAAAAAGUGAAAAAUUCCAAACUUUUUCAAAACAAUUCAGUGGCUGAAUUAGAGACUUAGCUGCACCGACUCUGGCCCCCAGGCCUUAUGUUUGACGGCUUAGAAUAAAGUUCGGGGGGGGUUGUACAUCCUGUUGGAUUGUGCGGUUGUCUUGUUGGGUUUGCAAGGCUGCAGCCUGACCCUUCUCCCUCUGGGGGCAGUGGCCAGUGUUUCUGGUCUUCCUGUGUAUCUGGCUGAUAUCGGGGGAAGGGUCCAGCUGCAGUCCCGACAAGCCAACACAAACCCCCAAUCCCUCUUUACCCAUACUUGAUUCCUUACCCGUGCUUUGUGAAAUGCCUGCUUCGUUAUGCUAAAGUAUGACACACUUGGAUACAGCAGGAUAUCACGGGAUAUCUAAACCAAGACUUCCUACUUCCUGUGCCAGUCAUUGUUAAAAGUUCUGGUAUGAAGAUGGUGUGCAUUGAAAAUCAUCACAUAACAGUCAGUGGGUUUGAAAUGUAAUGUCAGACAGUGCCAUCCAGGAUGAGUCAGUACUUCCACAGGCAUACAUGAGACACAUCACACUCCAAGGAUCCUGAAUUGAAAUCUAUGGAACAAUUCUGUAACAGUAGAGGUGGUGGAAGUUGUCCCAGGGCUGCGGAAAGCUUUUUAAAAGCUUUGUUUUGUUUUUGUUUUUUUUCCAAGCCUUUUCUCUGAUCUGAUUGGUGAUUCUGUACAUGUAUUUUAAUGUUUUUACAUGAAAUGACAAGUGCCCGGAGGUGUUACAAACACAGGUGCUGAGGUGAGACUUGUUCUUAGAAUAGCUUUGAUACUUGAGUGCCACACUUAGCCUACCUACACAUUCUACAUACUCUUUCAUAUGUGGGUAUCUGUUUAGUCAUGGGGUAAAAAAUUACAUUUUAUUUGGAAAAUUUUGAUCUUUAAAGCAAAAUGUCAUCUUUGUCCUCCCCCUUUUUUAAAUUUUUUAAAAACACUUUUUUUCCUAAACUGAGCAACAGCGCCGUCUCUCACCUUGCACUUAGUGAUAAACACAAUCAGUGCUUCCUAGACAGUAUGUUCUCAUUAGACAUGUCUGUCAAAGGCACUCCUCCGUGUCCUUUCCCCAUCUGAGGGUGAGUCAGCACCACGUGGAAAGCACAGGACACCGAGGUACCGAGCGAUGACUCACAAUCUCAAGUGGUAAUCACGACUCCUGCCAAUACCUCAAACAAUUGAAAGUGCCCCCUCUGCUGCUCAAACGGUGUCACAGCGUGAACAGUGAAGUCAUUGCAGUCACGCUGAGAGCGAUGACAGUUCAUUGGAAGUUGCAAUGUGUGUCUUCCUCCAUUUUUUAACCUUUGCAAAAACACAAAUUGGAUGAGAUUAAAACCUACCACUUGUGCCUGUCUGCACUCUACAUGGGCAUCCAUGUUGCCCAAAAUCAUUUACUAUUACCUAAAAAUGGCAAGUGCUGGAAGUUUCCAUUCCUUAGAAAAAGAAGCACUAAAACACAAUGAAAACGCGUCAGUACACACAAAACUGUAUUACUGGAAAACUAAGCAUAAGAUAGCAAAAGUAAAAAUAAUUAAUCUGCAUAAAUAUGUUCCCCAUCAGUGUCAAGUGGAUUCAUAUGUUGAAGCUUGAGCUCAUUUUAAAUACUUUAUAUUAAACUUACUGUCCAGCAUCA